Colletotrichum scovillei is the source of this 687-nucleotide messenger RNA. RefSeq lists its product as uncharacterized. The record is from RefSeq and is a predicted model, not a curated record. The transcript has 2 exons. NCBI's taxonomy places the organism in Eukaryota, Fungi, Ascomycota, Sordariomycetes, Glomerellales, Glomerellaceae. Bases 1 to 687 code for a protein of 228 amino acids.
AUGGCGCCUACCUAUGAGCUAUGGCAGUCCGUCAUCGCAAAGAUAGCAUCCGAAGAAUGGAUCGAUAUGCGUGGAAAGGAGCAUGGAAAUGACAUGGACUCCCUUACCAUUGGCGGCCAAAAUGGCGGCCGAAAAAUCACGGUCCUCGUGUCACCUGAUCUAAUUGAGAGCUCUUUCGAAGAGCUUCAGCUCCAAAAUCGCAAACAGCUCGACAAUAACUUGGCCAGGAGCCCUGUUGAGCCAAUCCUGGUUCUCCUAGAUAUCAUCCACGGCGGGCACAUGUUCAUUCCGGAAGAGAAAUCCGAGGAGGAGCUCUUCGCCUCCAAGAGGGGUUCUGUUCAGGAGCUUGGCCAGCUGGUAGGUUGGGCUCAAAAGUACGAGCUCGAACAUCUUCUGGUCCCGUACCUGAAAGAAUGGAUGCCCAAUGAAGCCGAGAUAGACGCCAUUGACAUAGAUGUUGUAGUCAUCGCUGCUAACCUCGCUUUUGGACUUGGGGACGGGGGUAUGUACGACAAGUUGAUCAACCGCCUGGGCUUUGAAUGCAGCGUCAACAGGAAUGGCGACAUUUCAUAUCCAAACAGUAUCAAGAAGACUAAAUUUGCGAGAACUAUGAUGCCUUUCGGUAUUGACGGGGAAGCCACAAAGUGUCCACCAUUCCCAGCAAGUCAACUACUCUUCAUGAUCUGA